Messenger RNA from Lindgomyces ingoldianus, 539 nucleotides. RefSeq lists its product as uncharacterized. Gene Ontology annotation, biological process: vacuole fusion, non-autophagic. The record is from RefSeq and is a predicted model, not a curated record. NCBI's taxonomy places the organism in Eukaryota, Fungi, Ascomycota, Dothideomycetes, Pleosporales, Lindgomycetaceae. The annotation marks the transcript as partial. The transcript has 3 exons. Gene Ontology annotation, molecular function: endopeptidase inhibitor activity.
GUUACACUCAAAUCCGGAGCCUCAGCUUCUGAGCUAGAGAAGGCGAAGAAGCAAGUCACAGACCAAGGCGGGAAAAUUACGAAUGAGUUCACCCUGAUUAAGGGAUUCACUGCCGAGUUCCCCGCCGACAGACUCCACACGCUCGAGACCAACGACCAUUUGACUGUUGAGCCAGACUCUGAAGUAAACACACAAUAGAUGGGAGAUAUCAAAUAGAGAGUGCACAGGGAAGCGGAACAUGGAGUAGAUACUUGCAUCAAGCAUGGCAUCAAGCGAUGGUGUUGGAAGGGCAAUUCUUGAUAUGAUUCAAUGAUAUCUUGAUCCCUUCAAUUGACUCGAGCUCCUUGUGCUGCAACUAUUGCAUGCCAGCACCCAAGACGGGAAAUAACAUAUGCCUAGCCCAAGGUAUCCUUUCAACAUACUUUGGAAGGUUAGCGACUAGGUUGACCGUAGUCUAAUGCUGUGAAAAGCAAUGCACAAGCAGUGUUAUGUAACUCUUCUGAUAUCCGUUACCGUCUUAGGUAAGCAGAGUAUACAAG